Spinacia oleracea (spinach) is the source of this 444-nucleotide messenger RNA. RefSeq lists its product as uncharacterized. The record is from RefSeq and is a predicted model, not a curated record. NCBI's taxonomy places the organism in Eukaryota, Viridiplantae, Streptophyta, Magnoliopsida, Caryophyllales, Amaranthaceae. The coding region runs from base 1 to 444 and encodes 147 amino acids. The transcript is spliced from 2 exons.
AUGAGUAAAAGUCAACCAUGGGGACGCGAGAAGGAGAAAGGGAGGAGGUACGAGAAGCAGGGCACGAAGAAGAGGGAGGCGAUUGGGCUGGGUUCGGUGGCGACGGGUGUUGACGGUGAAGGCGAAGGUGGUGGUGGUUUGUGCUGCGGUGGUACAGGCGAGAGAAGGAGGAGGGAGUGCGAAGGAGGCGAGAAAACAGAGGAGUUUGGGAGUGGGUUUUUCGAUGAGUUCCGAGGAGGAGAAAGGGUCGUUGGUGGCUGGCUGGGCGGCGCGAAAGGAGGAGAGAGCAGGGGAGGGAGUUGCGGUGGGGUGGUGGUGUUCGGUGGUUUUGGGUGGUCGGGAGAUGCGGGGUGGUGGAGUGGUGGUGAGAAUGGUGGUGCACGGUGGUUGAGGUGGUUGUUGUUGGUGGUUGGUUGGAUUGAAUCACAGAAAAACAAGGAUUGA